AUGGAAUACAAUGAUGCACAGGUGGCUGCACAUAUUCGUGGUAUCCUAUCAAGAGUUGCAGAGUCACAUCAGUCUUGUUCAUUCCCUCCUGAACAAUCUCGAUCAAUCACUUUAUCCUUAUAUCAAUCUUUUUCUUUUCUUUCUUUCCUCGGUAUAACUAUGGCUUUGAAGCUAUAUGGGUUUCCAAUGUCAUCCCCAACAGCUUGUGUGAUGACAUGCCUGGCAGAAAAAGAAGUAGAAUAUGAGAUUGUGAAUGUUGACCUUUCGAAAGGAGAACACAAAGUCCCUACUUUUCUCGCCAAAAAUCCAUUUGGUCAGAUACCAGUUUUGGAAGAUGGAUCUGUCACACUUUUUGAAUCUCGUGCAAUUACUUGGUACAUAGCCCAUAAGUACGAAUCGGGUACAGAUCUAUCUAGAAAUGAAAACAUGGAAGCCUCAGCAGUGGUCGGGGUAUGGUUAGAAGUGGAAUCCAAACAGUUCAACCCUGUUAUCCACACUAUCAUCUUCGAACAGUUAAUAAAGCCAGUAUUUUAUCACCAAACUCCUGAUCAAUCAAUAAUUGACGAGAAUCUGGCGAAACUGGUUCCAGUACUUGAUGUUUAUGACACUAGGUUGAGCUAUUCGAAGUAUUUGGCAUGUGAUUCUUUCACUCUUGCUGAUCUCCAUCACCUACCCUACAUUUACUAUUUCAUGAAGACUCCGUGGACUGAUAUGAUCACAUCUAGAGCUAAUGUUAGGGCAUGGUGGGAGGACAUUUCAGCAAGGCCAUCUUUUGUUAAGGUUGCUCAGCUGAUUGAGAUUCAGGAAUGAUUAACUGUUGAGUGAACUUACUGGGUUCUCAAUAAUUGAAAUAAAAUCUGAGUUUCAUAUUCAAGGUCAAAUCUGUUGUUAGGUUUCUCCAGAAAUAAUUUAAUAAAUUGAGGUUCUGAGAGCUGUUUUCAUGAGUGAUUUAAGGAUAUUACCACUACUGCAAUAUUGCAUUAUUGGUCCAAGGAGUUCUUGUGGUUUAUUUGAUUUUUAUUUAUGUUAUAGAUAAGAGUGAUGUUGGUUAGUUACUGGCCAUACACGCCAUACUUUAUUCAGAAGGUUGUUGUAUUUGAAUACUUAAUUCUAAUUCAAUGGAACCAGGAUUUUUCACUAUGUUUGUUUAUAA
Molecule: messenger RNA, 1153 nt
Organism: Papaver somniferum (opium poppy)
Lineage: Eukaryota; Viridiplantae; Streptophyta; Magnoliopsida; Ranunculales; Papaveraceae
Product: glutathione S-transferase F13-like
Exons: 4
Coding region: 1-810 (269 amino acids)
Cellular component (GO): cytoplasm
Molecular function (GO): glutathione transferase activity; glutathione binding
Source: RefSeq, a predicted model, not a curated record